This is a messenger RNA of Humulus lupulus (European hop), 776 nucleotides long. Its product is annotated as triphosphate tunnel metalloenzyme 3-like. Lineage: Eukaryota; Viridiplantae; Streptophyta; Magnoliopsida; Rosales; Cannabaceae. The record is from RefSeq and is a predicted model, not a curated record. The transcript has a single exon. The coding region runs from base 82 to 693 and encodes 203 amino acids.
UUACUUAUGUUUGGUUGGUGAGAAAGAGGUGGGAAAAUCCACUGUUUUUAUCCUCAAGCUUCUCCGGCUGAAGCACUAACCAUGGAAGUAGAAGUGAAGCUUCGCCUCCCCGACUCUGAAGCUCACCAGAAGCUUUCGGACAUUCUCUCACCUUGCCACGCCAACACAUUUUUCCAAGAAAAUGUCUUCUUCGACGGCGCAAACGCCAAGCUCUCCUCCAACCUCGCCGUCCACCGCUUCCGAUUCUACGACGACAAUUCCCGCUGCGUUUUAUCCCUCAAAGCAAAACCCGUCAUCUACAACGGAAUCAGCCGCGCCGAGGAGCACGAGGAGCCAUUCGACCCAACCAUAGGCCGGGCGUGCGUGGCGGAGCCCUGGCGGCUUUUGGCGGUGGACUCAUCGGAAAUCUUGAAACAAGUGAGGGAGGAAUUCGGGGUCGGAGAAGGUGGAUUGGUGUGUUUGGGUGGGUUCAGAAACGUGAGAACGGUUUACAAUUGGGAAGGAUUGAAAUUGGAGCUGGACGAGACAAAGUACGAUUUUGGGACGAAUUACGAACUCGAAUGCGAGAGCUUAAGCCCUGAAAGAGACAAGAAAUUGUUGGAGAAGUUGUUGAAGACGAAUGGGAUCGAAUUUUCUUAUUCCAAAGUUUCGAAAUUCGCCAUAUUUCGAUCUCGAAAGUUACCUGACUCGUGAGAUUAUAUAUGUAAUUAUAGACAAUUUGGUCAAAAUCAAAUAUUGUAUUGUAAGUGUUAUAUAUAUAUAUAUAUAUAUAUAUA